AUGGUAAAAAGUCAAGCCAACUUGGAUUUGGGCUUCACGGUAGCAAUUAUCUUAGUGGGCUCCAUGGGAGAACCUGGACCCAUGGGGCUCCCAGGACUAGAAGGAUUUCCAGGUGUAAAGGGAGAUCGAGGUCCAGUUGGCUCACCAGGGAUAGCAGGAAUACCGGGAAAGUCUGGGGCUCCAGGGCCUCCAGGAGUACCAGGAGAACCAGGUGAAAGAGGGCCUAUUGGAGAUAUUGGAUUUCCUGGACCUGAAGGACCCACAGGAAAACCAGGAAUAAAUGGAAAAGAUGGCUCACCAGGUCUUCAGGGCCCAGUGGGCAAGCCUGGUGAUAGAGGACCCAAAGGAGAACGUGGUGAUCAAGGAAUACCAGGAGACAGAGGUCCACAGGGUGAAAGAGGAAAACCUGGCCUUCCAGGAGUAAAGGGAAUAAUAGGUCCCAUGGGACCCCCAGGAAACAAAGGUUCUCCAGGAACCCCUGGGUAUCAAGGGCCUCCAGGUACUCCAGGAACCCCUGGAAUUCCGGCUGAUGCAGUUUCAUUUGAAGAAAUAAAAAAUUACAUAAAUCAAGAGGUCCUGAGGAUUUUUGAAGAGAGGAUGGCACUAUUCCUCUCCCAGAUGAAGCUACCUGCUGCGAUGCUUUCUGCACAAGGUCAUGGAAAACCAGGGGCACCAGGAAAAGAUGGAUUACCAGGCCUACCAGGAGAUCCUGGCCCCCGAGGUUACAGAGGACAGAAAGGAGAAAGAGGUGAACCUGGAAUUGGGCUCCCAGGAAAUCCUGGUCUUCCUGGGCCUUCAGCAACUUGUAUGCCAGGUACACCCGGUGUUCCAGGGCCUCAGGGUCCUCCCGGACCUAGUGGACGGUGUAACCCAGAUGAUUGCUCCCACCCUGUGUCUCAUGCUCAGCCACCAGGACAUGAAAGUGGAAAAUGAGCAGCUUCCUGAAAAUGGCCUGAUGUCUAGCGAUGACCUCUACCAACUGAAAAAUCUGUGGAACUUGGUUUGUUUUCAUCAAAUCAAUUGUCCUGGAGCAGCACUUUGAGAGCAUUUAAGCCAAAUCCUUUGACUCCAGCUUCUGAUGUAGACACCUCUAUACUUUUUCCAAGUCCAUUCCCAAUGAUUUAUUUUAUUUUUACUGUCUUAUUGAAAUUUUUCAAUAAGAUAAACAAGCCCAAACAUUAUUAUGAGCUUUCCUAAUUUGAAAGGAAAUUGUUUUAACAAUUUAGUUAGUUGAAAAUUGUACAUAUUUUUACUGUCUCAUCCAUAUGAGUUUUAUUACUGUAAGGCAUAGAAGAGACAGAAUUACAAGUUGUCUUAAAGUUUAAAUUGAAUGUUCUUGCUGAAGUUUCCUGUCAACUCUUUACUCCAAUAUACUUCAUAUUGAAUUUUUCCAUCUACUUUUGAUGGCCUAAGGGUGUGAUGCUACUGCCUUCCAAUUUAGUCAGACAAAUCUUUUGAUAAUUUCCUAUAUAACAAUGAGAGAAAUUGUGUUGCUCUCCCACUUCUCAGGAGAUUCUCAUGAUUUUAAAGAACUCAAAAACUCACCUUUACAAAUAAAGUAAACUUUUGUUUUUGUUUUUUUUCUAAUGAUUAGCUUAGUUUAAAACUGAGCAACAUUAGCUCCAACAACAUGGGGGAAGAAAAAAUUCAAUACAUACAGCCAUAUGUUCCAUCACAACAUGUACACUUCUCCAGUUGCAGAUAUUAUGACCAACCAAGUAGACAGAAUCUUCAACUGUGAAACAGAAUACAGAUUCUGUUAAGAAGAAAUAUUUGAUGAUGAUGAUGAUGAUGAUAAUGAUGAUGGAGUGAACUAAGGAUUCUUUAUCACAUCUGAAACUGCAAAGAGCUCAUAGGCUUUUGGUACCUGGGCUUAAUGACUCACAUAUCAAGAAAAGACCAUCCAUCUAAGCAAAAAGCAAUUGGGUCCAUCGCUGCCAAAAAGAGCCCAUACAUAAUAAAACUGACUAGUUCGGGGGGAACCUCCUAAAAGGUGAAUGGAGAAUUGUAGCAAGUAUGCAACAUCAGAGUGAAAGUGUGUAUUUACUAAAUACCCUCCCCAAAAUAGAGCAAAGGACAUAGAUCAGAUGAGGGACAGCAACCACACAUCUCUGCUCUUGCAACCUGUACUCAGAGUCUCAGAAGAUGGGAUUCUUUUGAAACAUUUAUACAAGCUCCUGGAAAAGAAAGCCCAAAGAGUAUAUGUGGGUAUGAGAGCAGGGAAAGAGUACAAAAAAGGAAUUAAUGACUGUGUUGUCUAAAACAAAAGAAAAUGAAAUUAUAAUCACUACUGGAUUCUUAAUCAAUACAAGUUGUUUCAUAGUUAUUUAUUAACUUAGCAGGAAGUUACCAUUGGUUGUAAGAAAUGAGUUUUUCUUAAAUGUUUGAUAGCUAUACCUACAAUAGCUAAUCAAACGGAUUGUAGCAAUUCAAAGGCCAUGUCACUUGUAGGAUGGGGGUGCUUCUCCCCUAACACUGUUGUAGAAAAUCCUCACUUUCCAACUUUCUCUUCUUAAUAAAGAGGUUCCAGUUUUCCUAGAACAGAAUGGAAAAUGACUUUUGUCUGUUCAUCGAAAAUAAGGUUAAGAUGGCAACUCCAUUGUAAAAGCUCUACAGACAGUAUAAUUGGACUCUGAAAUUGAAACAGUCUGAAUGUAGUCAUCAUGUCUGUGGAACAUGUCUGGAAUUGAAAGUGGGAAAGAAUUGAAGAAUUGGCAGAACUGAAAUUAGGAUAUUUCUUGUACUUAGCUGUGCUCAUGAUUUUAAAUACUUUUCAUUUUAAUUUAGUGAACUGCUGGUCAGCUACUAUAUAUGGCUAGGAAUACAUAGAACAUCUUUUGUUUGUUUUGUUUUGUUUUAAUUGAUUUGCAUUGAUUUAUUUUGUAUCAUUCAAGUAAUUCCAAAUCUCACAAUUUUUGUGUUUUUUUUAAUUAUGAAUUCCUGCUUAACACUAGUUUAUUUCUUGUGAUGAUACCUACAAUGGUGCUGUGUUUUAAACAAACUUUAUGAUUGGAGUCUUCAUAAGUGUGUUUCUUUAAUGGGAUGUUAUGUUCAAAAGAAGUAUAAGAGAGUUAUGACUUGGUGCUAAGUGUAUAUUUAAAAUUUGGGGCUAAUUGAAAUAUGAUUCUCAAAACUUGUACCUUUCUUAAUAAGAUUUUAUAGUGUUAAUUUAUUUGAAUUUGUC
Molecule: messenger RNA, 3184 nt
Organism: Sarcophilus harrisii (Tasmanian devil)
Lineage: Eukaryota; Metazoa; Chordata; Mammalia; Dasyuromorphia; Dasyuridae
Product: collagen alpha-1(XIX) chain-like
Exons: 12
Coding region: 1-933 (310 amino acids)
Source: RefSeq, a predicted model, not a curated record